Messenger RNA from Parasteatoda tepidariorum (common house spider), 3755 nucleotides. NCBI's taxonomy places the organism in Eukaryota, Metazoa, Arthropoda, Arachnida, Araneae, Theridiidae. The record is from RefSeq and is a predicted model, not a curated record.
ACAUAAACACUUAUUAAGUAAUAUUUAUGGAUAAAAUUCUAAAUAAGGUAGUACUUUGAUUUUAGUACUUUGAUUUUAUUGGUUGUAAAGUAAUAGUGGUGAUUGUAACUAAUUUGAGUAUUCGUUAGAAAUUGAGGGUUCGUUUUAACUGUUUACGUCGGGGAAAAAAAGAAUAAUUUUCAAUCACUAUGUUGAAAAAUACUCUUAUUUGGAUAAAAAUGAUGAGAAUAUUAAUAGGAAGUAUUUACUAAGUUCAUUUUUAUAAAGAGUAUCUUAUUUUAUUGCACUAUCUUCUGUAUAUUAAAAGAAAGUAUCAUUAUCAACUGAUUGGAGAAAAAGCAGUGAUGGAAGGAAAACAGCAAAAGUGAAUGAGAUUCAUGCUUCGGGAGAUUUCCGUAUUAAAAUCUGUGGCAGAAUUGGCAGUCGCCAAGUCUUGGCAACUCUUGGGCAGCUGCCCGCUAGAAACUAAAAAAAACAGAAAUGGACAAACUUUAAAGAUGUAACUUGUAACCACCUACAACUGUCCUACAUGAUGUUUAGUGUAUAUGAAUGUCCUUCUAAGUUGAAUAUUGCCCAGGUUUUAAUGAGUGUGUGUUAAAACAAUAGCCACGGAAAGGUGUUACUGUGAAAAAUCAUAGAAAGACCUAUUAAUUUAAAGAUUUUUUCUUUUAAGUUGAAUUUGCUGCACAAUGUUUCAUUAAAUUUGAACUUAACCUGCAUUAAUAACCACAGAAGGGUUGUCUUACAUCUUAAAAUUUGCUUCUACUACCACUGAGAAAAAUUGAAGAAAAGAAUUUUCAUUGCCAAAUGACCAAAAUAACAAUGAAUAGUAUUUAAUAUGAUAUUUCUAAGUUAUUGAAUCAUUCAUUUUAUUGUGAAAUAUGUAUAUAUGUGUCAAAUAUAGCUUAAAUACUUCUCUUGCGAAAAUACUGCUAGUAACUUAAAUACUACUUUCAAAGUAUUUUAAUGCAAUGUGUUAUAAUAUUCGCUUUUAUCAGUUACUCAAGAAAACAUUAUUUAAUUGUGACAAAAUAUUUAUUGCAACUUUUCUAAAAAUCUAUUUUAACCUUGUAUAAGAGAGUGCAACCUAAUAAAACAUUACAAUUAUUGUUCAUGUAAGAGUUUUCUCGAUAGUUUGGCUAAACUUAAGUUAAUUAAGGUUUGCAAUCAAUAUGAGUUUGAAAGACAGCAACUUAUCUAAUGUUCAUGCUGAUCUGAAACCAUAUUCUUGUAGCAUAUGUUAUAAUAGUUUUUUAGAUAGAAGUCAUCUUACUGAGCAUAGUCUCAUUCAUACUAGUGAGAAACCAUAUUCUUGUACUAUAUGUAAUAAAAGUUUUUCGCUGAAGAAUACUCUUACUAGGCACAGUCGCAUUCAUGCUCGUGAAAAACCAUAUUCCUGUAGUGUAUGCAAGGAAAGUUUUUCAUUAAAGAAACUUCUGACUGAGCAUAGGCUCAAUCAUACUGGUGAGAAACCUUAUUCUUGUAGGGUAUGCAAUAAAUGUUUUUCAUUUAAGUGUAGGCUGAUUGAACACACUCGCGUUCAUAAUGGUGAGAAACCUUAUUCUUGUAACAUAUGUUAUAAAAGUUUUUCACUGAAGAAAUCACUAACUAGACACAGUCGCACUCAUACUGGUGGGAAACCUUUCUCUUGUAGUGUGUGUAAUAAAAGUUUUAUAACUGAGAGUCAUCUGAUUGAGCAUAGCCGUGUUCAUACUGGUGAGAGACCUUUCUCUUGUAGUGUAUGCAAUAAAAGUUUUUCAUUUAGGAGUAAUCUGACUGAGCACAGUCGAAUUCAUACUGGUGAAAGACCUUAUUCUUGUGAUGUUUGUAAUAUGACUUUUUCACAGAGGCAACAACUUUCUAGACACAUUCGCAUCCAUACUGGUGAAAAACCUUAUUCUUGUAUUAUAUGUAAUAAAAAAUUUUCGAUUAAAGGUCAUCUGACUGAGCAUAGUCGCAUUCAUACUGGUGAAAAGCCUUAUUCUUGUAGUGUAUGUAAUAAAAGUUUUUCAUUUAGUAGUAAUCUAACUGAGCAUAGUCGUGUUCAUACUGGUGAAAAACCUUAUUCUUGUGAUGUUUGUAAUAUGACUUUUUCAUACACGCAACAACUUACUAGACACAUUCGCAUCCAUACUGGUGAGAAACCUUUUUCUUGUAGUGUAUGUAAUAAAAGCUUUUCAUUUAGAAGUGAUCUGACUGACCAUAGUCGCACUCACACUGGUGAAAGACCUUAUUCUUGUAGUGUAUGUAAUAAAAGUUUUUCAUUCAGAGGUCAUCUGAGUGAGCAUAAUCGCGUUCAUACUGGUGAAAAACCUCAUUCUUGUAGUGUAUGCAAUAAAAGCUUUCGAUUUAGAACUACUCUGACUGAGCAUAGUCGCAUUCAUACUGGUGAAAAACCUUAUUCUUGUGAUGUUUGUAAUAGGUCUUUUUCACGAAAGCAGCAACUUGCUAGACACAUUCGCAUCCAUACUGGUGAGAAACCUUAUUCUUGUAGUGUAUGUAAUAAAAAGUUUUCAUUUAGAAAUCAUGUGACUGAGCAUAGUCGUCGCAUUCAUACUGAUGAAAAACCUUAUUCUUGUGAUGUAUGCAAUAAAAGCUUUUUAUAUAAAAGUCGUCUGACUCGACAUAGUCGCAUUCAUACUAGUAGUUAUGCAAUCAGUAUGAGUUUAGAAGACAGCAAAUCACAUAGCAUUCAUAAUGAUGAGAAACCUUAUUCUUGUAGUGUAUGUAAUAAAAGUUUUUCAAAAAAGCCUAAUCUAGCUAAGCACAGUCUCACUCAUACUGGAGAAAAACCCUAUUCUUGUACUAAGUGUAAUAAAAGUUUUUCACUGAAGCGAUAUCUAACUACACACUAUCGCACUCAUACUGCUGAAAAAUCUUAUUCUUGUAGUGUCUGUAAUAAAAGUUUUUUAGAAAACUUUCAAUUUACUAGACACAUUCGGAUUCAUACCGGAGAGAAACCCCAUGUUUGUAGUGUAUGCAACAAAAGUUUUUCAAGAUCAGAAUAUCUAAAAAAACACAGUCUAUACAAACACAGUCACAUUCAUACUGCUGUAAAACCUUAUUCUUGUAGUGUAUGUAAUAAAAGGUUUUCAGAAAACUUUCAUUUAACUAGACACAUUCGCAUUCAUACUGGGGAGAAACCUCAUUCUUGUAGUGUUUGCAAUAGGAGAUUUUUAAGAUCAUACCAACUAACUAGGCACAGUCGCACUCAUACUGAUGAAAAACCUUAUUCUUGUAGUGUGUGUAAUAAAAGUUUUCCACAUAAAGAAUCUCUAACUGUACACUAUCGCAUUCAUACUGGGGAGAAACCUUAUUCUUGUAGUGUAUGUAAUGAAAGUUUUUCAAGAUUACAAUAUUUAACUUUUCACAGUCGCACUCAUAUUGCUGAAAAACCUUAUUCUUGUAGUGUGUGUAAUAAAAGUUUUUCAGAAAAGACCUAUCUUACUAAGCACAGUCGCACUCAUAUUGCUGAAAAACCUUAUUCUUGCAGUGUAUGUAAUAAAAGUUUCUCACUUAAGGAAUAUCUAACUAAACAUAGUCGCAUUCAUACUGGUGAAAAACCUUAUUCUUGUGACAUAUGUAAUAAAAGGUUUUCACAUGAGUGUAUACUGUCUGUUCACAGUCGUGUUCAUACUGGUGAGAAACCUUAUUCUUGUAAUAUAUGUAAUAAAAGUUUUUCAUUGAAGAAAAUUCUAACUCGACACCUUCGCACUCAUACCGGAGAAAAAUCGUUAUCUUGUGACAAGUUUUAA